Messenger RNA from Boleophthalmus pectinirostris (great blue-spotted mudskipper), 5633 nucleotides. RefSeq names its product MAGUK p55 scaffold protein 7a (gene mpp7a). Gene Ontology annotation, molecular function: protein binding. Lineage: Eukaryota; Metazoa; Chordata; Actinopteri; Gobiiformes; Gobiidae. Bases 538 to 2271 code for a protein of 577 amino acids. Gene Ontology annotation, biological process: protein localization to adherens junction. Gene Ontology annotation, cellular component: cell-cell junction; plasma membrane. The transcript is spliced from 18 exons. The record is from RefSeq and is a predicted model, not a curated record.
CACCGCUCCCGGGUCAGCUCCGUGUCAGCGCCCUUACCGAUCCCGGAGAGAGUGGCACUGCCGAGGUUUUCAAAGCUUGUUGUAUUCGGUCCACAGGAGGAGAGAGUGGGUAUGACCGGAGGAGGUUUUACGGACGUGAAUGUGGAGGGAAGUUGACAAUUGGCGCAUUAGAAGACACGUUUUUGGAGUUUACGCUGAACGCAGAAGACGCAUAAACUCGGAGCUCCUGCGCAAAAGCGAAGUGUUUGGACGUUGCCGCCGCCAGACCUGCGUUUCAGGUCCGUCCAGGUGAGCGCUGAGGGGGGCGGGGCUCUUCCUGUUUGGGAGGAUUUCCGUGAGAGCGCGCAGGGCCAUACAUACACAGAGAGCAGUGGAGACCCAGAGAUACGAGUGGGAGUGCCCGACGUGAAACUUACACUAAGGACUCUAUGGCAUAAAUCUGCUGCGUGGAUUCAGCUGGUGCUCCGCUCCUGACGCCCUGUCGCCAUUUUCCACAGCCCCCGAGAGAAGAGGGAGAGGAGGGAGGAGGCUCAGGCCAUGCCCGCCCUGUCCACCACCAUGGGCCACGAACCAGGCCUGUAUGAACUGUUGGCAGCUCUGCCCUCACAGCUGCAGCCUCAUGUGAGCCGGCCGGAGGACAGCAGCUUCCUCCAGAACAUGUUCAGAGAGAGGAGUCUGCACUCACUCAUCAAGAUCCACACUCGACUCCAGCUGUACGAGGAGAUCCGACCCCUGCCCGCCGUGAAGAGUGUGUCCUCUCUCGUCUCCCAGCUGUCUGAGGAGCUCCAGGGGAAGACGUCCAACGCAGAGAUCAAAGAGCUGCUGGCGCUGCUGUCCAAGCCCCAUGUGAAGAGCCUCCUCUCAGUCCACGACACUGUGGCCCAGAAGAAUUACGACCCCGAACUACCUCCACUGCCCGACGACCUGGACGACGACGAGGAUUCGGUCAAGAUCAUCCGCCUGGUCAAGAACAAGGAGCCUCUGGGAGCCACAAUCAGACGAGAUGACCACACAGGAGCCAUACUCAUCGCUCGGAUCAUGAGAGGAGGAGCAGCCGAUAGAAGUGGUCUGAUCCAUGUAGGAGACGAACUCAAGGAGGUCAAUGGAAUCCCAGUGGAGGACAAGAAGCCUGAGGAGAUCAUUCGUAUUCUGGCUCAGUCCCAAGGAGCCAUCACCUUUAAGGUCGUCCCUGGAUCCAAGGACGAAGCUCCGGUCAAAGAGCCUAAGGUCUUCAUGAAGGCCCUCUUUGACUACAACCCGCUGGACGACAAAGCCAUCCCAUGUAAAGAGGCGGGCCUGGCGUUCAAGAAAGGCGCCAUUCUGCACAUCGUGAGCCAAGACGACCCGACCUGGUGGCAGGCCAAGCACCAGGGCGAAGCGAACCCCCGCGCCGGCCUCAUCCCCUCCAAACAGUUCCAGGAGAGGAGGUUCGCAGUGAGGCAGCCCGUGUCCACGCUCCCGUCCACUCUGCGCAGCUCCACCCGCCGACCAUCGGGCUUCAGGAGGAGCUUCCGUCUGAGCAGGAGAGACAAGAAGACCAACAAGUCUAUGUACGAGUGCAAGAAGAGCGAGCUGUACGACACGGCCGACGUGCCCACCUACGAGGAGAUGACGCAGUACCACAGGCAGCCCGGGGCCAAGCACAGACUGGUGGUGCUCGUGGGUCCCACUGGAGUCGGGAUGAACGCUCUGAAGAGGAAGCUGAUCAUCUCAGACCCUCAGCACUUCAGCGUCACCAUCCCUCACACGAGCCGGCCCAAGAAGAACCAGGAGAGCGACGGAGUAGAGUACCACUUCAUCGCCAAGCACCUUUUCGAGACCGACAUCCACAAUAACAAGUUUAUCGAGUAUGGAGAGUACAAGGGAAACUACUACGGGACCAGCCUGGACUCCAUCCGCUCCGUCCUGGCCAAGAACAAAGUGUGCCUCAUCGACAUCCAGCCCCAUUCGAUAAAACACCUGAGGACAGCAGAGUUUAAGCCCUUCGUGGUGUUCAUCAAACCUCCGUCUGUGGAGAGGCUGAGGGAGACCAGGCAGAACGCCAAGUUCAUCUCCGGGAAAGACGACAAGGCCAACGGCAGGACCUUCACUGAGGAUGACUUCCAGGAGAUGGUCCAGACCGCCCAGCUCAUGGAGGCCCAGUACGGACACCUGUUUGAGAAGGUGAUCGUGAACGACGACCUCUCCGCCGCCUUCAGCGAGCUGCGUCUGGCUCUGCAGCGCAUCGAGACCGAAGAGCACUGGGUCCCCGUCAGCUGGACUCACUCCUGAACCCCGCAAACCCUUAACGACAAAACUGUACGCAGGAUCUGGACUCGCAUCACUACGCCGUCCGACUAAAGGGAAUAGACAAACUGUAGACCGGAUCAUUGGUUAGUCCUGGUUCAGAUCUGGGACUUCCCGGGUCAGAAUCUGGAUUUGUUUAGUCAGUAGUACAAAGUGGAACCGGCCUGGACUGUCAAAGUAUGGACGAUGACUGUGCCAGAACUUUCACUGUGACGCCAAGUUGUGUUUAUGCGUUCAGACCACUAGAAACCAAAGGGGGAUUGAUCGAUUUCUUCUCUGUAACAUAACACAAGUCUUAAAGGGAAAACGGGCAGCAAUGAAAUCACUCUAACUUCCAAACUUGGUCUUCCAAACUAAAUAUCGUCAGGUACAAAUAAAAAAGGGCAUUGACUGUUUCUAUUUAAGACAAAUUAAUAUAUUUUUGAAUCGUUUUUUUAGAUCUCUUCCUCUGUAGUGGCGUUUGACACAAGCUCGCUCUGCUGCAGUGUUUUCAGUUCAUCUCAUCGAGUUUUGAUUCUGCAGAUGUGGGUAGAGUAGCCAAAAAUUGUACUCAAGUAAGAGUAACGUUGUUUCAGAAUAAUAUUACUGAAGUGCAAAGCAGUAGUUUAAGUGAGAGUAGAAAAGUAUUUGGGAAAACGUAAAAUGUAAGUGUCAGGAAGUUUAUAAGUUGGAGUUGAGGUAAUUUCAAGGACAAAACAUUAAAGGUGGACUAUGUAACUUUUUGGUUGGGGGUCCAUCACUUGUUUGUUUCUAUGGAUACGCCAUUGCUCUGCCUGGAAUGUUCCGUAGUAUGAUUUUAAACAUCUCUACUUUACGUACAAGUGGUUUUAUUGCUCAAAAUACCUACAAAAACAAACAUUCUGACUGUGAGCGGCAUCGCCUCUCCACAGAUCUGACCUGUAACUUGCUCAGGUUUGGUCUCCAUGACGAUAGAAAGGUUUAAUGCCAUACUGUGGAACAUUCCAGACAAAGCAAAACAUCCUUACGGAGAAAAUAUUUGAUGGACCCUUCACCAGAAAAAAUACACAAUGCACUUUUAAUUAAUUCGCAAAAUCAGGUAUUUUCAAGGAUAGAAACAAAAAAGAAAAAUACUAAAUUACAUCUAAAAAAGCAGAAUAAGAAACAUAAAGUCAACAUUAAGGUUUUGUGACUUGUAGACUGACUCACCGUGGAAAAAGUCAAGUUGGAGUAAAAGUGUUCUGCUAAAAAAAAGUACAAUUUCUUUAAAAAGUUACUCAAGUACUACCCACCUCUGCAAGUUGAAGUGCCCAGCAUAACUCGUAAAAGUCCCUCCGAAGCGGUGGCCAGGAGAAAAAGUUCACAAUAGUGUUUUAUGAGGGAGUGGUCGCUAAUAGAGACCGGUCAUUCGCUCUAGAUCCCACUUUCGAGAAAUACUAAGUAGCCGUUGGAUCUUUAUGAGUUAUGAGUUUAUAGCUAACGUGAGACUCCAGCCGAACUGUGUCAUGUCUCACUGUUUCAUAAUUUUGUAGCCCGGCCUGUGCACUACGAGGUUUCGUUUUGUAUUAAAGGUACACCGUGUAACUUUUCUACUUGCUUGUCUCCAUGGAGAUGUUAUUGCUUCGUUUGGAAUGUUCAGCAGUAUGGCAUGAAACUGUCUGUUCUCGUGGAGUAAGUAGGUCACGCUACAAGUCAGAUCUGUGGAAUGGCGAGCCUCUUAACCAGAGCUUUUUGUAACAUACCACAAGUCUUAAAGAUGCGUUGUGUAAUUUUUUUCUAGUGAAGGGUCUGCCACAUGCUUUUCUCCAUGGUUUGUCUGAAAUGUUUGUCUUCUAUCACCAUGAAGAACAAACUAGACCAAACAAGGUUGCAUUCACACUGCAGCCUGAAGUGACCCAAAUCCGAUUUUUUGGCCCCUAUGGGACCUGUAUCUGAUCUUUUAAUGACAGUCUGAAUGACACAGAUCCGAUUUUUUCAAAUGCGACCCAGGACACUUGGAUAUGUGCUCCUGAAACUGAUACAUAUCUGAUCUUUUGACAUGUGACUUCAGUGUGAACGGCCAAAGCUCAUUCAUCCACCUACACGUUAUCAACAAGACACAAACGUCACUAUUCUGGACUGAAGUAGGCGAAAAUUGUUAAUGAACUCUGUGUCACUGAAGUGAAGCACAUCACCACUCACCACUCUUGGCUACACAUCCACACGUUCCUUUCAACGGACGUCGCUGCCGCUGUCCCACAAAACACCACGGCCAAAAACCUCAUCCUUCUCCUUCUCAACCUCCUCCUUAAAACAAGUAAGUUGUUCAUGUUCUGGCUCCAGUACAAGGUACUUUAAAAUCUCCAGGUGCUCAAUGCUCGCGUCCAUGUUUGGACAACUUCUGUAAACACAGAGACGCUCGCUGCGGUUGACGUCGUCGUGUCUCCAGUGCACAUGCGGGACACUUUUGGGCUUUUAAUGUUCACACUGGAGUCACAUACAAGUCACAUUUAACUGGAAAUGUGAACGACCUCGCAAAAACAUCAGAUUUCAUAAAAAAAUCGGAAUUGAGCGUUAAGCCCUGCAGUCUGAAUGUAGCCCAUGUUACUGGUCAGAUCUGUGGAGAGUUGACCAUGUUUUCUUAGGUGUUUUUGAGAAAUAAAACCACCUGUAACUGAGUAAAUGUAAAGUAGAGCUUUAACUUCUUGGGUUCUUGGGUUGGGUUUCGGCUGCAUCUUCAGAACUGUCCUCGGUGUUGGUGGUGACGUGUAUCAGCUGUUGUUAUUUCCUGUGGGCGUGGUCAGCCUGAUGGACCCGGCAGGUCGCUCAGACUGACCACGCCUCCUGUCGCCCAGAGAACGCCCACCAGAGAACACCCACCAGAGAAACACCACCAGAGAACACCCACCAGAGAACACCCACCAGAGAACACCCGCCACGUCACCACCAACACGGGGCACAGUUUUGAAGAUGCAGCAGCAGCCGAAACAUGUCAACAAGUUAAAUACACUUUACUGUAUCAUCUUUAAAAAGAACCCAAAAAGUUCAUGUACAUACGAAGACAAAACAUCUUUGGCUUAGUAAGAUAGAGCUGUUUAAUGUCAUAAUGUGGAACAUUCAAAGUAGAGCAGUGACAUAUCCAUAGACAGUGUUGGGAAGGUGACUUUUAAAAUGUAUUCACCUACAGAUUACAGAUUACAUACCCCAAAAUGUAGUUUGUAAUGGAAUCCAUUAAAAUACUUAAGGUGAGUAAUGUAAUCUGAAUACUUUGGAUUACUUGAUUUACUGUAGAGAAGCAAAGACUAGGAUAUCGUAACAUAAGAUGUUUUAUCUGCUAAAAGAAAAUAAAAAGCCCAGACUUUACUUAACCGUAUUAAAAAUAUUAUUGAUAGAAGAGGAGAAGACACGUC